Messenger RNA from Rotaria sp. Silwood1, 693 nucleotides. The record is from the annotation of a GenBank genome assembly. NCBI's taxonomy places the organism in Eukaryota, Metazoa, Rotifera, Eurotatoria, Philodinida, Philodinidae.
AUGAAUACAAAUGAUACUAUAAUUGUCGAAGCUGAACCAUAUCCAUUCGAAUUUAUUCCAAAGCAAUGUGCAUUACUGAUUAUUGAUAUGCAGCGUGACUUUUUAGAACCUGAUGGUUUCGGUGCAAUGCUUAAUAAUGACGUGACACAACUUCGCCGAACAAUUGAACCAAACCAAAAGUUACUGGAAGCUUGGCGUGCUGCUGAUUUACAGAUUAUACAUACUCGUGAAGGUCAUCGUUCAGAUUUGUCCGAUCUUCCAAUAACUAAGAAGAUUCGUGGUCGAAAUAAACUCUCCAUUGGUGAUGUUGGUCCAAUGGGUCGUAUUUUGGUACGAGGUGAACCUGGCCAUGAUAUCAUUCCACAACUCUAUCCAUUACCGGGUGAACCAAUCAUUGACAAGCCAGGCAAAGGUGCAUUCUAUGCCACAGACUUACAUGCUAUUCUUCAGAACCAAAAUAUUAAGCAAUUAAUUGUCACUGGUGUCACAACUGAAGUAUGCGUCAGUACCACUGUACGCGAAGCCAAUGAUAGAGGAUACAACUGUCUUGUUCUCGAAGAUUGUGUCGGAUCGUACUUUCCCAAGUUUCAGGAAGCUGCUCUGGAUAUGAUCAAGGCACAAGGAGGUAUUUUUGGUUGGGUAUCACAAUCAGACAAGGUGCUCGCCGCGCUUAAAUCAUAUCUUCACCGCUAA